Messenger RNA from Sphaerulina musiva SO2202, 1821 nucleotides. RefSeq names its product fatty acid transporter protein. The coding region runs from base 1 to 1821 and encodes 606 amino acids. Lineage: Eukaryota; Fungi; Ascomycota; Dothideomycetes; Mycosphaerellales; Mycosphaerellaceae. Gene Ontology annotation, molecular function: long-chain fatty acid-CoA ligase activity; long-chain fatty acid transmembrane transporter activity. The transcript has 2 exons. The record is from RefSeq and is a predicted model, not a curated record.
AUGGCAAAUACCAACUCACAAGAGAUCUCGGUUCCCUGCUCAAAUCAAAAAGGGCAGAACGCGUCUACGCACAGGCUGGUAUCACCAUGGUAUAUCCUCGCCGAGACAUGUGCUCGUCAGCCCAAUGACCGAGCCAUCUGGACGCGCGAACGAAGCUGGAGUUUCCAAGAACUGCACGACCAAACUGCUCGCUACGCACAAUGGAUGCUCGAGCAGGGUGUGCAACCCGGGGACUUAGUCGCCAUGUACUUGCAUAACUCUGCAGAGUUCCUCAUGGUCAUGUUUGCGACGCUGUCCAUUGGCGCCGGUCCUGCACUCAUCAAUUACAAUCUCGAAGGAAAAGCUCUCAUGCACUGUCUCGCAGUGUGUGAAAGUAAGAUCCUCAUCGUAGACGCCGACUCCGGUUGUCAAGCCCGCAUCACCGCAAGCCAACAAGACAUCGAAGCAGCCGGGAUGACAAUUAUCACCCUCGACCACACCCUCAAAUCUCAAAUUGCUUCUCGCCAAGCGAUAGUGCCCCCGGACACCCUCCGCAACGGCAUGAAAGGCACUCAACCCUACUGUCUCAUCUACACAUCCGGAACCACCGGUCUUCCCAAGGGUUGUCCCUUCCUCAUCAACCGCGUCUGGCUCAUGGGCUCUCACCUCUCCCCACCCCUCAACACCGUUCCGGGCAAAGACUGCUGGUACUCGCCCAUGCCCCUCUACCAUGGCACAGGCAUCAUCACAUCCUCCAACGCCCUCCUCGCAGGCGUAGGAAUUGCCAUCGCUCCCCGCUUCUCCGUCAAAAACUUUUGGCCCGACAUCCACGAUUCGAAAAGUACACUAUUCAUAUACGUCGGAGAAACGGCCCGCUACCUCCUCGCAGCCCCUCCCCACCCUCUCGAAACCAAACACAACAUCCGCACCGCAUACGGAAACGGUCUACGACCAGAUGUCUGGUCCAAACUUCAAUCCCGCUUCCACAUUCCGGAAAUCGCCGAAUUCUUCAACUCCUCCGAGGGCAUGCUCGCCCUCGUCGUGUAUUCCCGCAAUUCCUACUAUUCCAACUGCGUCGGCCAUCAUGGUCUUCUCUUCCGCCGUUUAUACAACAACACCUACGUCCCCGUCAAAAUCGACACUGACACAGGAGACAUCUACCGGUCUCCCACUACCGGCUUCGCCACUCGCACAUCUUACGAUGAAGGAGGCGAAAUCCUCGUCUCCAUACCGAGUAAAGAUGCCUUUGGGGGUUAUUGGCGGAACCCGUCCGCAACGGAUAAACGAUUCGCGACGGACGUGUUUCGGAAGGGGGAUUUGUACUAUCGCUCCGGAGACGCGUUACGCCGUUCAGACGAGGGACAUUGGUACUUCCUCGAUCGACUAGGUGAUACAUUUCGAUGGAAAUCCGAAAAUGUGUCGACCGCUGAAGUCGCGGAAGUUCUCGGUCACAUUUCGGGAAUUACGGAGGCAAAUGUUUAUGGUGUGGCUAUCCCCGGGUAUGAAGGCCGUGCGGGUUGUGCGGCGUUGCAUCUCUCAGAUCUAUCGGUCAUCGAGAAUGAAUCUUGGAGGAGAGAUGUACUGGCGCAGUGUCGGAAGUCGUUGCCCAGAUAUGCCGUGCCGGUCUUCUUGAGGAUUCAGAAGGCGAGUUCGCAUAUUCACAAUCAUAAGCAGAACAAAGUGGGGUUGAGGGCUGAGGGAGUAGAUCCGGAGUUGAGGGGGAAACAUGAGAAGACGGGAGGGGAGGAUGUGAUUUUGUGGGCGGGACCGGGAAUGGACAGUUUUAGGGAAUUUGGGAGGAAGGAGUGGGAGGAUUUGAAGGGGGGCAGAGCCAAGUUGUAA